This is a messenger RNA of Perognathus longimembris pacificus (Pacific pocket mouse), 2982 nucleotides long. RefSeq names its product lipin 3 (gene Lpin3). Lineage: Eukaryota; Metazoa; Chordata; Mammalia; Rodentia; Heteromyidae. Gene Ontology annotation, cellular component: nucleus. Gene Ontology annotation, molecular function: transcription coactivator activity; phosphatidate phosphatase activity. The record is from RefSeq and is a predicted model, not a curated record. The coding region runs from base 191 to 2734 and encodes 847 amino acids. The transcript is spliced from 19 exons. Gene Ontology annotation, biological process: fatty acid catabolic process; positive regulation of transcription by RNA polymerase II; cellular response to insulin stimulus.
CUAGACCACAUCCAUCUUGGGGAAUCCCUUCUCUCUCUUUCCACGGCUCAGCUGCUGUGACUACACAGAGGCUCCCUGUCUGUAGCAGGACAAAACAUAAGCCUGGACAUCUGGUGGUCAGGCUGCCAACGCUCUCCACGGAGGAAGCCUUUGUGCCGGGUGGCAGUGCCCGUCUCUACCAGCACCAGCCAUGAACUACGUGGGACAGCUGGCCGAGACGGUGGUUGGGACUGUGAAGGAGCUGUACCGGGGUCUCAACCCCGCCACACUGAGCGGAGGUAUCGACGUACUGGUGGUAAAGCAGGCGGAUGGCUCCUUUAGGUGCUCACCUUUCCACGUGCGCUUCGGCAAGCUGGGCGUCCUGAGGUCGAGAGAGAAGGUGGUGGACAUCGAGAUCAACGGGGAGCCUGUGGACUUACACAUGAAGCUGGGGGACAGUGGGGAGGCCUUCUUUGUCCAGGAGCUAGAGAGCGACGAGGAGGAUGUGCCUGCUCGCCUCUGUACCUCACCCAUCCCCUGGGGGGGACUGUCUGGUGGCCCCUCGGACUCUCAGCUGGGCACAGCCAGCGAGCCCGAGGGUCUCGUCAUCACAGGGCGGAGGAAGAGGCGACGCAGGAGGAAGCCCAAGCGCAAGGAGGGCACAGUCACCACCGAUUCCAGUUCUGAGGAGCUGGAGGCGGUCCCAGAGAGUGAGCCCUCCUCACAGGAAAAGCCGAAGCCCGAGUCCCCAAGUGUCCAGGUGGAAGGGACAGCCUCACCACAGCCCAAAGACAUCUACCCUUACUCGGAUGGCGAGUGGCCCCUCCAGCCCAGCCUCUCAUCAGAUGGGUUCAUGUCCCCUAAGAGUGACUCAGAGCUGGAGCUGAGGACCCCUGAGGCCAGUCCCCUGAGAGCGGAGUCCCACAUGCAGUGGGCCUGGGGGAGGCUCCCUAAGGUGGCCAAAGCAGAGCGGCCAGAAUCCUUGAUGGUUCCUGACAGUGGCGGCGGCGGGGUAACUUCUCCUCUUCCAGGGAGACCCAGCACCUCUUCCUCUGUGGCUGUGGACCCUUCGGAACCCCCAAUCCUGCAGACACAGUCUAGUGCUAACCAGCUUCGGCCUGAUGUGGAAUCCCACUGGAAGGAGGCUUUAGGGGGUCCCCCUCUCCCUAUCCUAGUGAGCGAAGAAGCCAGCACUCAGAGCUCCGGAGGUACUGCCCUCUCUCCUGCCACCAAAUCAUGGAGUUGGGCUACACUGGAGGGCCCCACUCCCUCUGGGAAGCCAGAGGCCCCCAAGGGGAAAGGCUCCAUGAAGAGAAGCCAGCACCUGGGCCCCAGUGACAUCUACCUGGAUGAUUUGCCCUCCUUGGACUCUGAAAAUGCAGCCCUUUACUUCCCCCAGAGUGAUUAUGGGCUGGGGACUAGGAGGUGGAGUGAACCCACCAACCAAAAACUCCUGGGGAACCCCAACCCUGAACACAUGCCAGAAUCUCUCCAAGACUCCGUGGACAUGAUAGCACUGUCCCUCUGUGGUGGCCUAGCUGACAACAGGGACAUCUCUCUGGAGAAGUUCAACCAGCACACCGUCUCCUAUCAGGACCUCACCAAAAACCCUGGGCUCCUGGAUGACCCAAAUCUGGUGGUGAAAAUCAAUGAGAAGUACUACAACUGGGCUGUGGCUGCCCCCAUGAUCCUCUCCUUGCAAGCCUUCCAGAAGAACUUGCCCAAGAGCACCGUGGACAAGCUGGAGAAAGAGAAGAUGCCCCGGAAGGGUGGGCGGUGGUGGUUUUCCUGGCGUCGCAGGGACUUCCCAGCGGAGGAGCGCAGUGUCCAGAGGGAGAAAGCCACAGCCAGAGAGCGGCAGGGAGAGAAGACUGAAGCUCUGAGCAGCGAUGAUGAAGCCCCAGACAGCCCUGUGAUCCUUGAGGUCCCCGCCCUGCCAUCCUCCACUCCAGCCUUCAUUCCUACCUACAAGAAGUCCCUCCGCCUCUCUUCUGAUCAGAUUCGGUGCCUGAACCUGCAGGAAGGUGCCAAUGACGUGGUCUUUAGCGUGACCACCCAGUACCAGGGCACCUGCCGCUGCAAAGCCACCAUCUACCUGUGGAAAUGGGACGACAAGGUGGUCAUCUCUGACAUUGAUGGCACCAUCACCAAGUCAGAUGCACUGGGCCACAUUCUGCCCCAGCUGGGGAAAGACUGGACACACCAGGGUAUCACUAGUCUCUACCAUAAAAUCCACCUAAAUGGGUACAAGUUCCUGUACUGUUCAGCAAGAGCCAUUGGCAUGGCCGACCUCACCAAGGGGUACCUGCAGUGGGUGAGCGAGGGCGGCUGCGGCCUCCCCAAGGGCCCCAUCCUGCUGUCUCCCAGCAGCCUCUUCUCUGCCCUCCACAGGGAGGUAAUUGAGAAGAAGCCAGAGGUGUUCAAAGUUGCCUGUUUGAGUGACAUCCAGGAGCUGUUUCUGCCCCAUGGAAAACCCUUCUAUGCUGCAUUUGGGAACAGGCCCAAUGAUGUCUUUGCCUACCAGCAGGUGGGACUACCCAAGUCCCGCAUCUUCACAGUCAACCCUCGGGGAGAACUCAGCCAGGAACUCAUAAAGAACCACAAAUCCACGUACGAGCGGCUUGGCGAGGUGGUUGAGCUCCUCUUCCCACCUUUGGUUCGUGGUCCCAGCAUAGACCUGGCCAACCCUGAGUUCAGCAACUUCUGCUACUGGCGGGAGCCACUGCCUGCUGUCGACUUCGAUGCCUUGGCCUGAGCCUGACCCGUCUGCUCCUCCCUGGACUGGGCCAGGACAGAUUGGGAAUCUGGGAGGAUUAGGGGGUUGGAAACCAGGCCCCAGGGACCUCUUCCUCCUCUCUAAGCCACGGGCCUCCACAUUCCUCUUACCUGUAGCAAUCAAAGGUCUGUCACCUAGGCCCUUACAGUGCUCUCUCUGCACCCUGGAGCCCUCUCUCUAUUCCUGUUAGAGUGAAGAGAGAGGCCCACCGAGGCCUGGAGGAAGAG